UUACUGUGGUACAUGCUAUUAAUCGUGUAUUCUCAUAGAUCUACUCAAAGGAAGGUAAUCCUGUGACAAGUUCCCAUGAAAAGUUGAUGGCUGUUGGAGGACGAUAUGAUAUGUUGAUGGAACAAGCUUGGGAUAAAACAUAUAAAACCAAACCCCCCGGUGCUGUUGGUGUGAGCAUUGCACUUGAGAAAUUCCUUCCUAAUAAUCCUGCAUCUGACGUUGGAUUGCCAAGGAUUGAACAUAGCAUCAGUGUACUUGUCUGUUCAAAGGGCGGCGGUGGACUCCUAAACGAGCGUAUGGAACUUGUUGAAGAACUGUGGGAAGCUAACAUAAAGGCUCAAUUUGUACCUCAGGAAGACCCAAGUCUUCAAGAACAAUAUGAGUACGCCAGUGAUCAUGACAUCAAAUGCCUUGUAUUUAUCACUGAAGGACUUUCGCAAACAGAUCUUGUGAAGGUUCGACAUCUUGAUGCAAAAAGGGAGAAAGAAGUUAAAAGAGAAGACAUUGUAAAGUGGAAACAUUGUUGCCUGUUCAAACUGAUACACCAAACUGAUUCAUGCCUGCUACAGACAGUCUUGUGCAUAGUUCAGAUAGUUUACGAUCAUAGUUCAGAUAUUUUUGCAACUAGGUGA
Messenger RNA from Lolium rigidum, 632 nucleotides. Its product is annotated as eIF-2-alpha kinase GCN2-like. The transcript has 7 exons. NCBI's taxonomy places the organism in Eukaryota, Viridiplantae, Streptophyta, Magnoliopsida, Poales, Poaceae. Bases 87 to 632 code for a protein of 181 amino acids. The record is from RefSeq and is a predicted model, not a curated record. Gene Ontology annotation, cellular component: mitochondrion. Gene Ontology annotation, biological process: mitochondrial translation.